Molecule: messenger RNA, 2735 nt
Organism: Cyprinus carpio (common carp)
Lineage: Eukaryota; Metazoa; Chordata; Actinopteri; Cypriniformes; Cyprinidae
Gene: epyc
Product: epiphycan
Exons: 10
Coding region: 252-2405 (717 amino acids)
Molecular function (GO): protein binding
Source: RefSeq, a predicted model, not a curated record
CUUCUGUAGAUGCGACCAAAACUCGAUUUCUCCCUUUUCUCAGUCUCACUUCUUACCUUCACACAUACAGACAGGUAGGGCACACGGGUCUGGGAGUGUGUGCACACGUACACGUCACACACACCCAGAAGCAUCCACACACAGAUAAACACUCACCGUGAGUGACCCAUUGCCAUUGGCCAGGCCCACCAACCCUCUGCCUGUCCGAGCUGAAGAACAGGACCAUUUGGGAAAGGAGGAGAAAGAGGAAGAUGGUAACGCUGAGGUUGAUGUGGGGACUCCUGGUCCUGUGUGUGGUGGCAGCCUCUCCCCGCAGAUACGUCCGACAAGCAGAACUAGAUAAAUAUGGCAACAACAAUGUGGAUUUAGACCUGAAUGUGGAUACCGAUGAUGUCUAUGAUUAUUAUGAUGGAAUUGAUGAACCACAGAUAGAGAUUGGCACCUUGAGCCCUGAUGAGGACAUUGAUCCUUCACAUCAUGCCUCAUUGGAGGAAGAAGAAGAGGAGGAGGUGGAGCAUGAAGAACGGAGGACAGUUGAGGGGAGUGAGGACAAUGAAUUACCCAUAAAGCCUCAGCUUAUUCCAUCUGGCUCUGGGGAGUCCGGGACUCUGAUGGGCCCUAGUGCACAGGGAGAGGAGGAGCUUCGUCUGACGCCCAUUGACAUCCUUCAGAUUUCUGGGGACAUUUCGGGUUCUGGUGACUUGGGCUCUGGACACUUACUUGAUGACAAAGCGUCUGGGUCUGGAGAGCCUUUGGGCUCUGGAGGUUCUGGGGCCUCUGGUGACAUAUCAGGUUCUGUGGACUCAGAGGACCUUGGUUCUGGAGUCUCUGGGCUUUAUGGUUCAGGCAUAAUAUUGAUCUCAGGUGGAGAGGAGGAGCUCCACUUGACGACUGAAACCAUUCCACAUGAGGCCUCUGGGGAUUUUGGAGAGUCUGGAAUCUUUUGGGUGUCUGGAGCUUCUGGGUUACCUGAGAUGUCAGGAGAUCCUUCAGUCUCUGGGGUUCUUGAUGCAUCUGGAGAGCCUGUGGCUUCUGGGGUACUUGAGGUAUCAGGAGAGCCUGGGGCCUCUGGAGUACCUGAGCUGUCAGGAGAGUCUGGGGCCUCUGGGGUACCUGAGGUUUCCGUAGAGUCCGGGACCUCUGGGGUGCCUGAGGCAUCUGGAGAGCCUGUGAUCUCUGGGCUGCCUGAGGCAUCUGGAGGGCCUGAGAUCUCUGGGGUGCCUGAGGCAUCUGGAGAGCCUGUGAUCUCUGGGCUGCCUGAGGCAUCUGGAGAGCCUGUGAUUUCUGGGCAGCCUGAGGCAUCUGGAGAGCCUGAGAUCUCUGUGCUGCCUGAGGGGUCUGGAAAGCCUGAGGCGUCUGGAGAGCCUGAGGCGUCUGGAGAGCCUGAGAUCUCUGUGCUGCCUGAGGGGUCUGGAGAGCCUGAGGCGUCUGGAGAGCCUGAGGCAUCUGGAGAGCCUGAGAUCUCUGUGCUGCCUGAGGGGUCUGGAGAGCCUGAGAUCUCUGUGCUGCUUGAGGUCCCUGAAAAGACUGGACCAUUUGAUGUGGGGUCUGGGGUCCCCGAAGAGUCUAAACAGCCUGAGGUCACUUUGGAGUCAGGAGAGUCUGGGAGCACAGAGGAGUCUGGGGUGACUGAGGCCCCAGUCGUCACCACUGAAAUAUUAAUACCCGACUUAGAUGAAGAGGAGGAGAUACUCCUAACUACCCCGACCACUCCCUUGGAGGGGAAUGGGGGUGAUAUAGGGUCAGGGGUACCUGAUAAUGACACAGAUACAACAGGUAUGGGUACCUGUAUGCUCUGCACCUGCCUGGUCGGAUCUGUUUACUGUGAUGACCUGAAGCUGGACCGUGUUCCUCCCCUCUCCAAAGAAACCACUCAUUUCUAUGCCCGCUACAACAAAAUUGCUAGGAUCGCCAAGUCUAGCUUCGCCAACCUGAAUAAAUUAAAGAGGAUCGAUCUGACUAGCAAUGGCAUUUCCAGCAUUGAUGAUGAUGCUUUCUUUGGCCUUCCUGCUCUGGAGGAGUUGGUAUUACGAGAGAAUAGUAUUAGACAACUUCCUGCUCUGCCACCCUCUAUGAUCCUUAUUGAUGCCUCUCUCAACCACCUGGGCAGCACUGGCAUUCAGAGAGAAGCUUUCAAGGACAUGCCAGGGCUACUUUACCUUUACUUGACAGACAACAACAUAGACCACAUCCCGGUUCCUUUGCCUGACAGUCUGCGCUCUCUGCACCUACAGAACAACAAUAUCCAAAUGAUACAUGAGGACACCUUCUGCAAUCCACAUGACUUGAACUACAUCCGCAAUGCUCUUGAGGACGUUCGUCUGGACGGUAAUCCCAUCAACCUCAGCAGAACCCCGCAGGCCUACAUAUGUUUGCCACGUAUCCCCAUUGGUGCCCUUAUUUAAGGCGAGAAAACGCACAUUCAAAUGCACGUGUACAAAACUCACACGUAUGCACAUGCAUCAAAACUCCUCUGUGUGUACCUCUCUUUUUUUUUUUUUUACUUUGGGCUCAAGCAAACACUUGGAUAUGAAUGGCUGUCUUUAAAGGAGGUUGGCAUAAAUACAUAAACUCACACUCUCACAGGAGUUCUGGUGGACACUUCCAACUCUACGCUGCUUGUGUUUCUACCUUUUUACACAGUGCAUACUUUUCAUAAUGUAGGUGGUUUGUAAUCAUAUCUGGAUUUAUGACGUCUCACAAACACAUAUGUGUCUAGCCUCAUAAACAUUACG